Messenger RNA from Aspergillus pseudotamarii, 1287 nucleotides. Its product is annotated as polysaccharide deacetylase family protein. The record is from RefSeq and is a predicted model, not a curated record. Gene Ontology annotation, biological process: carbohydrate metabolic process. Bases 1 to 1287 code for a protein of 428 amino acids. Gene Ontology annotation, molecular function: hydrolase activity, acting on carbon-nitrogen (but not peptide) bonds. The transcript is spliced from 3 exons. Lineage: Eukaryota; Fungi; Ascomycota; Eurotiomycetes; Eurotiales; Aspergillaceae.
AUGCAUACUCUGUACCUCUACAUCAUCCUCGCUCUCUUCUGGACCACAACCACAGAAGCCACCCACCGAACACCCCUCCAGGUGACCUUUCUGCCACCCACGACCAACAACACCCCCAUAAUCGUCGACACCUUCACCCACCCCGACAAAAACAACCUCGGAUCCUGGCACGGCGCCCUCGAAGACCUCCCCGUCGCCCGAGGACGGAACUAUAUUGAGUUGAACGCCUCAGACGCCGACCAAACCUACCACAGCCAACUAUCCUCAACAACAUGCUUCGACCUAACUCCAUACACCACCUGGACCCUACAUAUCGUCUACUCCGGUCCACCAACCUUCAGCAUCUCCAUGCACCAAAACAAUCCCUCCUGCAACCCAUCGUUAAACCCCUAUCCCGAAACCAGUGACAGCGUCGAGGCCUCCCGCUACACUGCCAAACCUCAUUGGCACCACCGAAAACCAAAGAAGCAAAAGAAACAAGACCUCUACAUCCCCCUCUCCCACUUCACCAUCGACCACUCGCGCGUCCUCUCCAUCUCCCUUGGAAAUUUCUAUCCACCAUACACGCGCCCAGUAAAAGUGUACAAGAUCGAGUUGAUCCCGACUCUCCCACGCGGUGUCAAAGUUCCAAAGAAACAACCGACCGGGGAGCUGAGACUCCGGUGCACGAGACCUGGUUCGUUUGCUUUCGGUAUCGAUGAUGGCAUACCCAGCCUUGCGGACGAGGUGAGGGAGAUAUUGGAGAGUGAAGGGGUGCUGGUUACGUUUUUCGUUGUGGGGGGACCACUGAGGGAUAAUAAGACAGGGUUUGCGGAGUUUUACAAGAAGAUGAUGGAAGAUGGACAUCAGAUUGCGUUACAUUCAGAUGGGCAUUCCAAGAUGGAAGGAAUGGAGUCGACCAAAGCUAUUGAUGACGAUAUUUUCCGCAACAUCGCUACGUUUAAGUCUUUGCUUGGGGUAGAGUCCAGUUACUUCCGCCCUCCAUACGGUACAAUUGGCUCCCGCACGCGCGAAGUCCUAGCCAAACGUAUCAAAAACCCACAAAUCAUCAACUGGAGCGUCGACAUUGAGGACUGGAUGUGGGCAGACUCCGACACGCCCGAACGCCAGCUGAAGGCGUUCUACCGCGAUGUCGAGCGCGGCGGCAAUCUGGCAGUGCUACAUUAUCUAAGUAAUUCGACCGUGGGGUAUUUCCGGGAGAUUAUUCGGUUUGUCAAAGGCAAGGGAUUGAAGAUCAUGCGUAUUGAUCAAUGCCUGGAGGACCCGGGGGCUCCUGAGCUUUUGUAG